Phyllopteryx taeniolatus (common seadragon) is the source of this 1964-nucleotide messenger RNA. Its product is annotated as peripheral myelin protein 22-like. The record is from RefSeq and is a predicted model, not a curated record. The transcript has 6 exons. Gene Ontology annotation, cellular component: plasma membrane. Bases 604 to 1074 code for a protein of 156 amino acids. Lineage: Eukaryota; Metazoa; Chordata; Actinopteri; Syngnathiformes; Syngnathidae.
GCAGGGCACCGUCUCGACCCGACAACCCACAGAAGGUCCGGGCGGCGCUGCGCGCAUUCCUCGCCUGUUUACAAACACACGCGCACCGCAGGAAUCCACCCGAUGAGCCGAUGGCGCAAAGCGGAGAGGCACGAACGCGAGCAGCAAGGCUCCAAAGACGCCUGUUUCGUUUUGGGCCUUGUCACGCAGGAAUGCGCCGAGGAUGGAUGACGUCGCUCGGCUCCGUCGGCGUAGCGUGACCGAAACGCGAUGCGCCGGGUUAACUCCCCCGAGCUGGCGCAACCCGCCUCUUUUUUGUGUGUGUGUGUGUGGGGGGGUGAGCAACAAGGCGUUGUAGGCAUUCCGCAGGGGCCUCCGGAGGGCCGGCUCGCCGUCGGACAUGUGCGCUUGAUAAAGGCCCGGGACUCGCCGCCGCUAGCCCCACGUACAUGCCGGCGUUCAAGUACUGACAUAUUGGCGGUGUUCUCCGGCCCAGAAAAAGUCCGACUGGGGCGUGAGAGCCACAUCUGGAAUAGCAGCGAGCGACGACGACGACGACUACGAGAGGAGCCAACAACAAUCGAGCACUUUUCACGGAAACCUUGACUUUGUAAAUACUUGAAAAUGCUGCUCAUCCUGCUCGGAGUGCUCAUCUUGCACCUCAUCAUCCUUAUCCUUCUCAUUGUGUCCACGGCAGCGAGUUCCUGGACCGUAGGGGGCGACGUCAGCAAGGACCUGUGGUACAACUGCCUGACCAAUGACGUCGUCUACCAGUGCACUCCUGCCAGCCAUGAAGAUUGGAUCCAGGCGGUGCAGGCCCUGAUGAUCCUGGCCGUGCUCUUCUGCUUCUUCUCGCUGGUGGCCUUUGUCUUCCAACUGUUCAAACUGGUGAAGGGCGGACGCUUCUUCUUCACCGCCAUCUUCCAGAUCUUGGCCAGUCUGUUUGUGAUGUGCGGCGCCAUCAUCUACACGGUGAUGAGGACGGACGACGUGCCCGAGUGGCAGUUCGGAUACGCCUAUGUGCUGGCCUGGGUGGCGUUCCCGCUCUGCCUCAUCAGCGGCCUCAUUUACAUCGUGCUGAGGAAGAAGGAAUGAGGGAGAGCGUGGAGGAGGAGGGGGGAAGAAGUAGUGGAGGAGGAAGAAGAAGAAGAAGAAGAAAAGGAGCAGGCGUCGCACUGUGCCUACUGCCCACAGACCAACAACAAACACACUGACAUCACUAGCGCGCGACAAGACCCAAACUUGUCGUCGCUUCCGUACAGUACAAAGGUGUACAUAGCGUCUGUGGUUUUUAGACAUAUUUAUAGCAUUUUGACAUUACGUGUUGUACAUAGUGUUGUUAACAUCGUUGUUACGAAGAGUGUGUGUGUCUUGCACACGUCAUGCAGCUGUGCCAAAGAAGUGUCGCUUCGUCCGCCAGAUAUUUAGCUUCCUGUUUUAUUGGUUGUUGUUUUUUUUUUGUUUUGUUUUUUUCUAAUGCUUUGAAUAAUGUGCCUCGGCUUUGAAAAGGUUGUACUUCCUGAAGGAACUCAUAGCAAUUGCAUCAUGAAGCGUCGUUUUGUGUGUUUGUGUUACUUCUUACUCCAAAUAAAAAUGUUGCAUUUUAGUUAUGAUAAAAUGGUGCUUUUUUUUUUUUUUUUUUUAACUAUUCUUGAAAUGUAUAGCCUCUUUCAUGUUUGUGUAUCUACUUUGCGGUGUCUUGUCCUUGUGAUUAAUUCGCUUUGUGUUAGCACAAAGUUUCAAGUAUUGUCAAUAGUCUUCUAAAUAAACGUUCACUUGAUUGAAAACACGCAUUGCAAAAUGUAUAUUUGAUGUUAAUGUUUGAAUCGGUGUAGAAAUGUGGAAAGACGAGGUAAAUUUCUACAAUCGCUCCAUAACUGACAAUUUUUACAUGAACAUUGUGGAAUUUUCAUGGGGAACAUUUUUUUUUUGAAGUUGGAAUGUUUCCACUGUUGAGAAAUAAAGGAUGAGUCGAAUUUGUCAAA